AUGGUUGAGAAGAAAUAUUCGGGUAGUGAAUCAGCAUACAUGUUAUUCUAUCGGCUGCGAUCUGACGACAAGUCGACAUGCAAAAACGAUGUAAUUGAUGAGAUUCCGAAGUAUCUAAUUGACGACAUCAACGCAGAAAAUGCCGAGUUGCUAGAAGAUCGUGAUGCCUUGUUGUAUAAGCUCUAUGUAAAAGUAUAUAAUUGUAGAGACUUUAGCUACAAUGAUGGAUUGUUAACACCUCUUGGGAGAGAUGCAGAUCUAGAAGAGCUGGCCGUCUUACUGCAGAUAGACAAAAGGACGGGCGUUGUAGGGAUUAAAAGUGAUAUAUUAAACUCGUUUCAAUGUGACACUGAGAUUGGUGAUCAUAAUGUUACAAAUUCAUAUUUAUAUAUGGCUCGGCGUUUUGAAGGGUGCUUACACUUGUGCCGACUACUGGAUAAUAGUUAUGAUAUGGAAAAUUUUGAUAUUAGUGGCGACGAUGUUUUAUUCUAUUCUGAAACUAAAUUAAAUGGAUCGAUUCAUAUUACUGAAAAACAUCAGCCAAUAGUAUUAAAAUUUACAACAAUGUCCGAUAUAGCUUCACUGAAUGAAAAAUUCGAUGUUAGAGCUUACAGCAAUAUGAAAUUGUCAACAUUGUAUGAAAUUAUAAUUGAACAUAUUGGUUUUACAAAAGAUGAUUUAUGUAUAUUAAGAAAUGGAAGUACAAGUUUACAAGCUGAAUUCCUUUGCUUGCUUCAAGAUUUAAGAAAUAGUGACAAGUUUGUGGAAGAUAAAAAUCUUGCCCAUGUAGAGGAACUAUAUAUAACGGAUCUACUAACGAUACCGGAAAGUAAGCAAUUACACAAUCAGCUUCACUGCAUCGUCAAGAAUAUUAUAAGAAAGAAUAACCAAGAUCAUAAUACAGAUGAUAUUAUAGUUCUACAGACAAGUCCUGAUAGAAUGGUAUCAGAAAUAAAGACUAUAGUGAUAUCACGAUUUGGAUAUGACGAUUAUCUUAACUAUCGGUUAAAGACUUUUGAUGGAACGAUUUUACGAGAAUAUUUGAAUAUCAGAAAAUGUGGAUUGGAAGGCAACCAGGUAUUGUUGUUAUUAGAGAAAGGGGAAGCGAUUACAAAGAUGUCAAAUAUUCUACUUACAUAUGAUACCCCUUCUAGUGCUACUGGAGGUAGCAAUUGUGAGAUUAUAGUCGACUCUCAUACCAGCGCUAAAAACUGUAUGUCUAAAAUGAUAAAGUCAGCGAAUUUAAAAGAAGGUAGCUAUCAUCUUAUGAAAUCAAAUUUAUGGUUGGAUAGUUUCGCUGUUAUUCAUGAUUUGGAAAAGAGUUUACAUCAGCUUAAUAUCGAACAUGGCGAUCACUUAAUUGUACAAGAGGGUCUACUACUUCCUGAAGGCUAUAUUAAGAUUAAUGUCAAAAUUUUUAUACCUUCGGAGGAUAAAUUCCAUAAUCAUUACAAUUGUGACGUGCUAUUAACUCAGUGUCUCAUGAAUAAUAUGCAAGCGGAAUAUUUAAAAUCGAAUUAUAUCAUUUUUGAUAAUUGUAUAGAGAUUGCAUUAGAUUCCACUCUUCAGGAAUUAAAAAUACAGUUACUGACUAUGCCUGAAGCGUACAGACUACAGCUAUCUUCUAUUAAUCAUCUUAGAGUUUACCAUCAGCGCGGCAAUAAAUGCAAUCUUCUUAAAAGUGAUACAAACCUGAUUAAGAAUUUAAACAUUGAGCAUCGAUCAACUAUUUGCAUGCAGGCGUUGACCUUAGAAGAAAUGCUGUCAGUAGACACAACUCUCUUAUUUAUUCGUCAUCGGAUUUCUGAAUGUAGAGAGUAUGGUCCAGCUAUUGAAAUAUUAUGCAACUCUAAUGACUUGCAGAACCCUCAGUCAUUAAAAAAGAGGAUACGAUAUGUCUUAGGAAUAGAUCCUUCACAACAGUUGACUAUUGCUAAACAUGAUCAGCAACAAUUCCAAUGGAUAGUCAUUACUGAGUAUAUAAAUAAUGGUAGCAAUCAAGGUAACAAAGUACGCAAAAAUAAGAAGGGUAAAAAGCAUCGUCAGAAGUCCCUGUUAGAUGGCCCGUAUUUUAUAUGUGAUGGUGAUGUCAUAGGAUUGAAGAUGAAUGGAGAUGAUGAUAAUGAUGAUUUUAAAACCGCUGAAGACGAUAAUGGCAGAGCGAAAUUAGAGAUGAUAGAGAGGCAGAAGAAUCAAACUAAAGCUGCUAGUACUGCUGGUAUCAAGAUACAUGUUGACAUUCAAUAG
Molecule: messenger RNA, 2247 nt
Organism: Trichoplax adhaerens
Lineage: Eukaryota; Metazoa; Placozoa; Uniplacotomia; Trichoplacea; Trichoplacidae
Exons: 4
Coding region: 1-2247 (748 amino acids)
Source: RefSeq, a predicted model, not a curated record